Vicugna pacos (alpaca) is the source of this 2327-nucleotide messenger RNA. The record is from RefSeq and is a predicted model, not a curated record. NCBI's taxonomy places the organism in Eukaryota, Metazoa, Chordata, Mammalia, Artiodactyla, Camelidae.
UCCGGGAAGGCGGGCGCCCCAGCUCAGAGCCCGGCCUCUGGUGACUUUAAGGCCACUGGCGUAGUUAAAAGUGGUGGGAACGAGGAGCCCGGGUGAAUUCAGCGCAAGAAACUGAACUUUGGCCGACCACGACUUUCCAGAACAAACCAACAAACAAAAACCUAGCGCGGCCAAGGUUUCUGCGGCUCAGGACGGUUUAUUACUCAAGCCGUUGGGACAAAAGGAGUCAAAAGUUGGAGGCUGUCCUUUGUUAGAUCCUAACGUGCCUGAAAUGCGGAUACCUUCCCAGCAACCUGGUUUGAAAUGCCAGCAUUUCAUUCCAGCCGACAGACGUUUAUUUCUGCCUUUUUUGGUGUGUUUUUCCUGCAGGGAGUCUCUGGCGGUUUUAGUCACUGUGAGCUGCCUUCUGAGGACUUGCGAAUUAAAAGCAGCAAAUGCGUUUAAACCAAAUAUCCUACUGAUAAUGGCAGACGAUCUUGGCAUUGGGGACCUUGGUUGCUAUGGGAACGACACACUGAGGACGCCGAAUGUCGACCGACUGGCGCGGGAAGGCGUGCGGCUCACGCAGCACCUGGCGGCCGCCCCGCUCUGCAGCCCGAGCAGAGCGGCCUUCCUCACGGGCCGACACGCGCUCAGAUCAGGCAUGGAAGCCAGCAACGGGUACCGGGCCCUUCAGUGGAACGCGGGCUCAGGCGGACUUCCCGAGAACGAGACCACGUUUGCCAGAGUCCUCCAGCAGCAAGGUUACGCCACGGGCCUCAUCGGCAAAUGGCACCAGGGCGUAAACUGCGAAUCGCGCACCGACCACUGCCACCACCCGCUAAGCCACGGGUUCGACUACUUCUUUGGCAUGCCCUUCACCCUCGUCAACGACUGUCUCCCGGGCAGAUCCCCGGAAAUGGACGCGGCCACGAGGGCGAGGCUGCGGCAUUACACCCAGAUGAUGGCCUUGGGGGUCCUCACCCUCGCGGCUGGCAAGGCCUGUGGGCUCUUCUUCAUUUCCUGGAAAGCAGUCUUGGGGGCGGCCAGCCUGCUCUUCCUGUUCUUUGUCUCCUGGUACGCCAGCUUUGGGUUUGCCCGCCGCUGGAAUUGCAUCCUGAUGAGAAACCACGAGGUCACAGAGCAGCCCAUGGUUUUGGAAAGAGCCGCAAGCCUUCUGCUAAACGAAGCCGUUUCCUACAUUGAAAGAAACAAGCACGGGCCAUUCCUGCUCGUGGUCUCCCUGCUCCACGUGCAUAUUCCCCUCGUGACGACAAAGGAGUUUCUUGGGAAGAGUCAGCAUGGCUUGUACGGCGACAACGUGGAGGAGAUGGACUGGCUCGUGGGGGAAAUUCUCAAUGCCGUCGAAGAACACGGUUUGAAAAACAAGACGCUCACGUACUUCACCUCUGAUCACGGAGGACACUUGGAGGCAAGAGACGAACACAGCCAGCUGGGCGGAUGGAAUGGCAUAUACAGAGGUGGCAAAGGCAUGGGCGGCUGGGAAGGCGGGAUCCGCGUCCCGGGGAUCUUCCGGUGGCCCGGGGUGCUGCCGGCCGGCCGAGUGGUCCACGAGCCCACCAGCCUGAUGGACGUCUUCCCCACCGUGGUCCGGCUGGGGGGCGGCCAGGUGCCCCAGGACAGGGUGAUGGAUGGCCACAACCUGAUGCCCUUGCUGCAAGGAGAUGCUGAGCACUCGGCACACGAGUUCCUGUUUCAUUACUGUGGGAAAUAUCUCCACGCUGCACGCUGGCAUGAGAAGGAGAAGCCAAUCCCUUUCUUACAAGAAGAAAAGAGUCACUUGAUAUCUCAAGAAGGAUGCUGGCUGGUGCUGACCCCAUCAUGGAGGAAGGGACUUGCAGGCUCCAGUCUGUGGCGCCCUCACACUGGGUUUAUUAUCUGACAUGAAUCCCCAUGAGCCCCUUGAGGACACAGCAAGACCUUGCCACGCAGACUGCUGAGAUAGCUUUCUUGCUUCUGUUUAUAAAAGUAACACGGGGGCACCAAACAGUUAAAAAUAGGGAGGCAGGGUAAGGAUGUUCUAAGGGCAUCUGUAGGUCUAACCCCCACACAGAGCCCCCUGAGCACCUUGGAAUGAGUCCCUUUGAGUGUCCGUCCCUGGAGAACAGCAUACACACACACACACACGCACAUACAUGCGCAGACACACAUAGACACACACACAUACAUACACACUGAUUUGACAGCAGUGAUGUCAGACUUACACAAUCCGCCGUGUCCUCCGCUCUGUCCUCUUUUUGCUGGACAUGGGACGUUAGGCUCCCCAGCGCCAGCACCUGGUUGGGUGUUCAGUUAGCAGGUUUCUCCUGCCCUGACCGACCCCCUGU